AGUAUAGUGCUGUGAUAUAAAUUAGCACCGAUCAAUAUUCUGAUGUUUAUAUAUCAACAAAAAUGGAAAAAAACUCAGAAUAUUGCCAAGGCAGUAACAGUGGUUCGCGAGAGAGGCCGAAACACGGAGACAUAGUGCCGCCUUCUCCCACGAAAGAUGGGCAAGCCUUCACCUUCGAGAAGAGACCUGAGAACAAACUGAUCCUUCAAGGAUCUCAGGAGGACGAGGAGCCUUAUUUCACGAAGCCUGCCGUUAGUUAUGAUCAUCCUAGGCCUAGAGCAAACACAGUCUCGGAGGGCCCCCGCUCGAAAGAAACCAAGACUCCCACGGUGUUCCGAUGGGAGGGGGGUGGUAGAGAAGUGUCCAUCAGCGGCACCUUCUCCGACUGGAAGGCCAUCCCGAUGGUGAAGAGCCACGGUGAUUUCGUGACGAUCGUGGAGUUGCCCGAAGGCGAGCACCAGUACAAGUUUCAGGUGGACGGCGAGUGGAAGAACGACAAUGCCAAUAGGAUUGUCGAGGACGAGGGAGGGGCGAGGAAUAAUCUCAUCGUGGUGAAGAAGUCGGAUUUCGAGGUCUUUCAAGCUCUAGCCAAAGAUAGUGAAAAUAAAGUGGACAACGCCCAAAAGGAAUUUGGUCAGGAAAUUCCAGCCAACAAACCAUGGGAGAAGACUACUGGGCCUCCUAUUUUGCCACCCCAUUUGUUACAAGUUAUUCUCAACAAAGACACACCUCUAUCGUGUGAACCGACGCUCUUGCCAGAACCGAACCACGUGAUGCUGAACCACCUGUACGCCCUGUCCAUCAAGGACGGGGUCAUGGUGUUGAGCGCCACGCAUCGAUAUCGAAAAAAAUACGUCACCACGCUGCUGUACAAGCCCAUUUAGCGACCAUGCGUCGCCCUGUAUAUAUCCCACCUCUUUUUCGUUCCCGAGUCGCGGCUUCCGCUGCGUUUAGAUGACACGCCCUGUAUAUUUGUAGAUACGGCUUAGCGAUGUUUUGUAUUGAUGAUUUGUGAUAAGUAUUAAUAAACGAUGUUUGUUGACCAGAAUGGGGUGUUUUAAUUGGAGGUACAGUUGUGUACAUAAAGAAUAAAUCGUACAGCAGUUAUCGGC
Messenger RNA from Phaedon cochleariae (mustard beetle), 1112 nucleotides. Lineage: Eukaryota; Metazoa; Arthropoda; Insecta; Coleoptera; Chrysomelidae. The record is from the annotation of a GenBank genome assembly.